AUGUUCCGGAAACCAUUUUCGGUGAAGAAGAACAAUAAUAUGAGGAAUUCCGAUGUAAGGAAGCUCCUUCAGAGACUUCCACCGGAAGUUGGAGAGCUGAUUCCUAAAAAGGCCCUUGUUGCUCAUGCAAAGUUUGUCACAUUCAAUGGUGCCAAUUUGAAUGUGUAUCUGGUCGACAAGGAACCAAUGUUCUUCGAUUUUGAUGCCGAAGGUGUAUUGUUUCCAACGAUAUAUUGCACGAAAAUGGCUCCUACUGUUUUCCCUAUGCUUCUUGUGCACGAACCUGUUCUCGCCCAUCUACAGAAUGGGGCAGACCUCAUGCUCCCAGGUGUUAUUCGCAAUCAUGAUUUACCCAUUCGGGAGUUUGCUCGUGGUGAUGUUGUUACCAUUUCGAUCCUGACCAAUGGGCAGAUUAUGGGACCAGUGGCGAUUGGUGCCGCACUUAUGUCUUCCCAAGAGAUGACAACGAGCAUGUUUACGGGGAAAGGAGUCCAACCGCUACAUAUUUACAAAGACUUCUUAUGGUUAGAUCAGGUGCCAAUGGAUGUAGGUCAGUUCUACGCUCAAUGUCUACUGAAAUGUGUUCCAAAUGGGAAACGUUUAGAAAUGAAAAGGACUAAGUACAAGAAGUUCAGCGUGUUCCUUGACGAGGUGUUCAAAAACCAUCCUGCUCUCCGGUCAUUUGUAGUCACAGAUGAGAUAACGAAAGAUGAAGAAGCUGAGCAAUCGAAGUCAGGCCCCAAGAUCUACGAUUACUUCUCGGUUUGUUUUCCUUCUUUAUCUUUUAAAAAUAUUCUCUUUCAGGAAUUGAAUCAGGGCAAACAUGUACGAUUGGAUCCGAUUCUUGCCCAGGUGACGAGAAUUUCAGAUGAUACUACAGACUGGAAUACCCUUAUACAGAAAAUUCAGAGCAAAAUGACGAAAACUUUCGUUAUGCGGAUGCCAGAUGGUAGAGAGAUCAUCAGAAAAAUUACCAUGCCGAGGGUUGUUUUUAAGGUGGAAACUCGUUCAGGAAACAAGAAGGUGACUUUGAUAAACAAUUUAUCAGCUUUCGGUAUCGAGGUAAAGAAGUUGUGCCAUCAAAUACAGGUGGAAGCAGCGACGAGCGCUACUACUACUAACGAAGCGGUCAACUGUGAAGGACCACAAGUUACCGUUUUGGGAAACCACGUCACCUACCUCGGCGAUAUGCUUUCAAAAGAGUAUGGCAUCGAUAAGAAGUAUAUGGAUGGACUAGACCUUGGAAUAAAAAAGAAGAAAAAGUAG
Haemonchus placei is the source of this 1266-nucleotide messenger RNA. NCBI's taxonomy places the organism in Eukaryota, Metazoa, Nematoda, Chromadorea, Rhabditida, Trichostrongylidae. The record is from the annotation of a GenBank genome assembly.